UUACGGCUGUCAGACUCAACGAAAGUUGUGGAAUGGUGGACAUAGAAAAAUUAUAGUGAAAUUCGUUUGUAUUUUGUGGAAAAACCCUGAGUGAAAAUUAAUUUUAAGUAUGUUUAAUGUGUUUUGCGUGCACUAGAGUUAGCAAUUUGGCGAGGAGGAAGGAAAAGAAAAUGCAAAAAUCUCACACCUUGUCGGAAAACUCCGUCUAUUUGAGCAUAUUUUGAGCUUCCUGGGACUGUGGUGUGUGCAAAAAAGGCCAUUGUGACAUUGGCUGCAAAGUUGAAUCGUGAAAUUCUGCUUUGUUUUUUUCUCCUUUAAUUUCAUUUUAAAGAUUUUUUUUUGGGGAGGGACAAAGGCCCACAGUGAAAAGUGUGUGAGAAAAUUGUGAAAAAUUAUUUAAAAAAGGAGAAUUUGUGUGGAGAAAAAUGUCCAGCGAAGAAGAUAAACCUCCGGCUCCACCAGUUCGAUUGACAAGCAAUAGGGAUCGUGGAGAUGGAGUUCCACCAGUUGAGCGUCCACUUCCCAAAGAGCCUGAAGAUGCUGAUAGGAAGAAAAAGACGCUCAAGAGCAAAAUUAAAGGUUCCAAGACAUCUCACACGGACUCCAAGCCAAAUAUUUCCUAUCCAACAAAUUUUGAACAUACUGUCCACGUGGGAUUCGAUGCCAUCACGGGAGAAUUCACGGGAAUGCCUGAGGCAUGGGCGAGACUCCUUAUGAAUUCGAAUAUCAGCAAGCAGGAGCAGAAGAAUAAUCCUCAGGCAGUCCUAGAUGUGCUCAAUUGGUUCGAUAACAGCAGUAAACAACGUCCCAGCUCUAAGUACAUGACAAAUGCAACAACAACACAUUCAGCAUCAUCACUAGGGUCAUCAUUGAGUCGUGUGAGCAGCAGUAGUCCCAGUAGUACACCAACGGACUCUGAGUCACAUGGUGGACCACAGGUGAUACAAUACAAUACACAUCAUCAUCUUCCAGCUCACGUUCCCAGCCUCAUACCGAUGCCACCGCAGUCGCACCUUUCGAGCGACCAGGAGGAUGUGGCACCACCAAUUGCCAGUCGUCCUGAGCGUACUAAAUCCAUCUACACGAGGCCUAUUGAGAAUACACCGACAAGUAUAACGCCCCCAAUAUCAGUCCAUCUCAGUCCGACAGUGAAGAGUCCCACGUUGGACAGGAACAAGAAUAAUGCCACAAUUGGCGUAACGACAAAUGCCAACAACAGCAGCACGCCUACAACAAACAAUUCCAUGUCUCCGGUGCAGCAGGCGGCCCCUCAGGUGCCCACCAUUGGCACAACGUCUCCCCAGCAGACACCCAAUGACGUCACCACGGGCUCCAGGGGCACGGUGAAGAAGAAGAAGAUGACAGAUGAGGAGAUUCUGGAGAAGUUGCGCACAAUUGUCAGUGUGGGUGAUCCCAAUAGGAAGUACACGAAGAUGGAGAAGAUUGGGCAGGGAGCCUCGGGAACUGUGUACACGGCCAUCGAGAGCUCCACGGGCAUGGAGGUGGCCAUCAAACAGAUGAACCUCAGUCAGCAGCCCAAGAAGGAGUUAAUCAUCAAUGAGAUUCUGGUGAUGCGAGAGAAUAAGCAUCCCAAUGUUGUCAAUUAUUUGGACAGCUACCUUGUGAACGAGGAACUGUGGGUGGUGAUGGAAUACCUCCCGGGCGGCUCACUGACCGACGUCGUCACGGAGACGUGCAUGGAUGAGGGACAAAUAGCUGCGGUGUGUCGAGAAGUGCUGCAAGCCCUGGAAUUCCUGCACAGCAAUCAAGUGAUACACAGAGACAUCAAGAGUGACAAUAUCCUGCUUGGCCUCGAUGGAAGUGUCAAGCUUACGGACUUUGGUUUCUGCGCCCAGAUCUCCCCUGAACAGUCCAAACGUACAACCAUGGUGGGCACUCCGUACUGGAUGGCACCCGAAGUUGUCACGAGAAAACAAUACGGACCCAAGGUGGACUUGUGGUCACUGGGAAUAAUGGCAAUAGAAAUGAUUGAGGGAGAGCCACCGUAUCUCAAUGAGAAUCCUCUGAGGGCUCUGUACUUGAUUGCAACCAAUGGGAAGCCGGAUAUCAAGGAGAAGGACAAACUGAGUACAGUAUUCCAAGACUUUCUCGAUCAGUGUCUAGAAGUGGAAGUAGAUCGUCGAGCGAGCGCCUUCGAACUACUAAAACAUCCGUUCCUGAAAUUAGCACGUCCACUGGCAAGUCUGACGCCUCUGAUUAUGGCGGCAAAGGAGGCAGCCAAAGGACACUAAAUCCCGUAUAAUAAUGAGAGUGCAAAAGAGCGAGAACAACAAGUCUAACUAAUAGGAAAGUGUGAGUAGAAAGUUGAAGAAAAUCAUACGUAGAGAAGCAUAUUUAAUCAAUUUUGCAAGUAUUUAUUGUUUUUUUUUUAAAUAAUUGAACUGUAUGAACGAAAAUUGUAUUAAUUGUGUAACAAUAAUUUAUUGAAACGGAGAGAUUUUAAGCAAAAAAAAAAGGGAUGAAGAAGAAGCUGAUAAAAAACAAUGACUGCUGAAACGUGUAGAAGUGAACAAAAUAUUUUACGAAAAAAAUUGAUAAUAUUCUUAUUGUAAUCAAAUAAUUAUAAUGUAUAAAUUUUUUCCGUCUCAAUUUCUGAGGCAUAACAACUUUAUUUCAGAGUCAAACAAUUUUAUUCGCAACUUUAGUGGAUUUAGA
Molecule: messenger RNA, 2676 nt
Organism: Phlebotomus papatasi
Lineage: Eukaryota; Metazoa; Arthropoda; Insecta; Diptera; Psychodidae
Gene: Pak
Product: serine/threonine-protein kinase Pak
Exons: 9
Coding region: 426-2252 (608 amino acids)
Biological process (GO): regulation of MAPK cascade; regulation of axonogenesis; intracellular signal transduction
Cellular component (GO): cytoplasm
Molecular function (GO): protein serine/threonine kinase activity; ATP binding
Source: RefSeq, a predicted model, not a curated record